AUGAAGGCAUGUCAAUUGCGUCUUUCUUUCCUCUUUGCUGUGUCAGCGCUUCGGAUGGGACGCGUGUCAAGCACACGUUUGCCGAUAACUCCUCCCGCGAAUUUGGCUACAUUUCACCCGGCCAUUGCAAGUUCGUGGAUGACUGCGGCGUCGAACAAAUUACUGCAGCCGCAACAUGUUCUUCCGACGAGCCGCAAACUUGCCUGGUGGCGUUGCCCUCACUGUGGCCACGAACACCACAAACGGAUUGAUCUUCAUGUGGCUGCAGGUGGGGUUUGCCCAAGAUGUCAACGCAUGCCCACACUGCUACACCCAAGCGACGCAUCCAGUGCCGUAUUAACUAUACCACUUGUGAAGCACCGCUGCCGCCCUGACAACAGUCUGUCUGUGUUGGCUGCUGCUAAUGCAAACCGACUCAAGAGCAGUAUUGCGGAUGAUGGCUACCUUCGUGUGGUGGAGACUCGCAACUUGCAGCCGAUGCUUGCGCGGAACUUUGAAAAGGAGAGCGACACGAUAGAUGAUGACGCUGUUCUUUUCGUCUCCCCCAAGCUUGAUGGGGUACGCUGUAUUGUUGCGUGGAAUGUGCGGGAACGGCGGCCAUGUUUUUUCAGUCGUUCGGGCACCCUCUUUGAAUGUUGUGAUCAUCGUAUUGAACCGAGUCUGCGUCCACUGUUUGAGAAG
Molecule: messenger RNA, 681 nt
Organism: Trypanosoma cruzi
Lineage: Eukaryota; Euglenozoa; Kinetoplastea; Trypanosomatida; Trypanosomatidae
Product: DNA ligase, putative
Exons: 1
Source: RefSeq, a predicted model, not a curated record